Molecule: messenger RNA, 625 nt
Organism: Chara braunii
Lineage: Eukaryota; Viridiplantae; Streptophyta; Charophyceae; Charales; Characeae
Source: the annotation of a GenBank genome assembly
GGAGAGAGAAGACGCGCGCUCGCGAUCGAGAACGAAAUAGCAGUGCUCCGUACGUGAAAAAGAGUCAUAGAGAGAGUGAGCGAGGCAGUGAGCGGGAGCAGCGAGGCAGUGAGCGGGAGCGGGAGAGAGAGAGAGAGAGAGAGAGAAGAAAAGCGGGAGACAAAGAGCGCCACAGGGAGAGGGACAGAAAUCGAAAAAGUGCGGUAAUGGCGGAUCAUUCAGGAAAAGUGCGGGCAAGUCAUUUGCUGGUCAAGCAUCAGGACAGCCGACGCCCUGCAUCGUGGAAGGAUCCCAAUGGGGAUGUGAUUCGUGCGACGACCAAGGCCGCUGCCAUCCAGAAGCUUCUGGGUUUUCGAGAGCAGAUUACCUCUGGCAAGGUGAGUUUCGCUGAGCUCGCGAAGACGGAGUCGGAUUGCAGCUCUGCGAGAAAGGGAGGUGAUCUUGGGUUGUUUGGCCGCGGGCAGAUGCAAAAGCCGUUCGAGGAAGCAACCUACGCUCUCGGUAUUAACGAGUUGAGUGGGGUCGUCGACACCGAUAGUGGGGUCCACAUCAUCCUGCGGACUGAAUAAAUAUUGUUGCUUUGACUCGUCUCCUCUCCUCAUUACCGCCAAUCUCACCAAAGAUC